UGAACUUUGAUCUUUUCUCCCAGUUUCUUUCUGAGUACGGAGUACGUUGACGAGAUAUAAUGGGGAAGAAAAGCAACAAUGGAAGUCAGCCAUCGGAGAGGACGCCGCUAUUGCACCCCGAUCCCGAGCUGUUAGAUGGCUCUGCCAUUGAGGAGAACGCGAUACAAACAGUAGAAUCUCACAGUCAAGGAGCUCUUCAACCAGGGGUCUUUCCGGACGGUGGAAGGACACGGAGUUACUCACAUAGCCAUUGGCUUGCGCCAGACGAAGAUGCAAGUGGUCGACCUGAACCCGAAUUCGUCGCAGAGUUUGGGGAGAAUGGAUUAAUCGCGAAUCUUUCAAGAACCAAGUUCCGAUUCAUUUUUGGAGGCAUCCUGCUGGGUUACCUGGUGGCCAUGUUCGACUCUACACUUAUGGCAUCAAGUCAUCCAGUCAUUACUUCCUAUUUCAAUGCCUCUAAUUCGGCUUCAUGGUUAUCUACUUCGUUUCUACUCACCUCAACAUCUCUCCAACCACUUUUCGGUCGCGUCUCGGACACCAUUGGUCGCCGUCCACUGUAUCUCAUGGGCAUUGCAUGGCUGGCAGCAACGACCGCUUGGUGUGCUUUGGCGCAAAGCAUUGGAAGUUUCAUUGCCGCAAGAGCAUUUUGUGGUUUCGGUGCUGCGGGAGUUCUAGCGAUGGGGAAUAUCAUGACGAACGACCUGGUCAGCAUUCAAGUCCGAGGCACUUACCAAGCUUAUAUCAACUUAUUCUAUGGCGGCGGAUCUGCUGCAGGUGCCGCCUUUGGAGGUUUCCUUUGCGAUAAACUGGGAUGGCGUAUGACCUUUGCUCUUCAAAUUCCCCUGCUGCUUGUUAUCUUCCUGAAUGCUGUGUUCACUACACCAUCGAAUCUCGGCCCACAGCUGGCGAAGCGUUCUGGAAAAGGCUUGCGGGAGGCAUUGAAGGACUUUGACUUCGCUGGAUCUUUUCUUCUAACAAGCUCAGUUGCAUUUUUGAUCUUGGGUCUCAAUCUGGGUGGAAAUGUCUAUCCUUGGAAACAUCCUCUCGUAAUCACAGCCCUUAUUCUUGCCGUCCUUGCUGGUGGAGCUCUCAUCUAUGCCGAAUCGAAGGCUUCAAGACCUGUCAUGCCUCUGGCCAUGCUUUUCAGCAGGCCGCGAGGCAACUUGGUCUUCAACAAUUUCUUCGCACAAGUUGGCAUAAACACAAUCAUCUUCAACGCACCUCUGUACUUCCAAGCCGUCAAGCUCGAGUCCGCCUCUCUAUCUGGAUUUCGUCUUGCUGGUCCGUCAGUAGGUUUGACAAUCUGUGGAGUGUCUGCUGGGUUCAUCAUGACAGCAACCGGCAAGACACGAUGGCUCAUCGUUGUCGGUUCGUUGGGCAUGCUGUUGGGAGGAAUUUGUAUGUCCGUAAUGUGGGAUGGCAUACCAGAAUGGGUAGCUACCCUCUUCCUCUUCCCACCGAGUAUUGGCCAGGGACUCUCCUUUCCAGCGUCCUCCAUCGCCGUCCUCGCGACGAGCACGCAAGCCGAUCAGGCAGUCAUGACGAGUACUCUGAUUCUCUGGCGAAGCCUGGGUAUCGUGAUGGGCGUUUCACUAAGCAGCCUGAUUCUCCAAAAUGCCUUGACAGCCUAUCUUCACGACCUCGUCACCGGUCCCGACAAGGACGAGAUCAUACUCCGUGUACGACAAUCGGUCCGCUCUAUUAUCGCCCUUGAACCCAAGACACGAAGCCAAGUCAUCGAUGCAUACUCGCGAAGUCUGAAGAUUACAUUCAUCUCGGCCAUUGCUGUUUUCGUGAUAGUCAAUGCGCUGUUAAUCCCCGUUCGCCUUCCAAAUCUUAAGAACAAGGAGGCGGAGGAGAGACAAUCACACCAAGCGCAGAACACGAACACGUCAAGUGGUGACGAGGAAUAAAGUGGAUCGACCCUAGAGA
Aaosphaeria arxii CBS 175.79 is the source of this 1932-nucleotide messenger RNA. RefSeq names its product MFS general substrate transporter. NCBI's taxonomy places the organism in Eukaryota, Fungi, Ascomycota, Dothideomycetes, Pleosporales. The transcript is spliced from 5 exons. The record is from RefSeq and is a predicted model, not a curated record. The coding region runs from base 60 to 1913 and encodes 617 amino acids. Gene Ontology annotation, cellular component: fungal-type vacuole membrane. Gene Ontology annotation, biological process: basic amino acid transport; transmembrane transport. Gene Ontology annotation, molecular function: basic amino acid transmembrane transporter activity.